UGAGGGCACUAAUGGGGUGCAGGCCUGCCUCCCGCGUCCUCCCAUGCCCGAGUCCUCGCCCCGCCAACGCCCGCAGCCUCGCCGGCUGGCUUUUCUCUUGCAUGUGCGCUUUUGCCCAGAAGACGCCGCGGAGGUGGAGCGGGAGGAAGAGGAAGAGGAGAAGCCGAGACCCAAACUCACUGCUCCUAAGAUCCCGGAAGGGGAGAAAGUAGACUUCGAUGACAUCCAAAAGAAGCGCCAGAACAAGGACCUCAUGGAGCUGCAGGCCCUCAUCGACAGCCACUUCGAGGCGCGCAAGAAAGAAGAGGAAGAGCUGAUCGCGCUCAAGGAGAGAAUCGAGAAGCGCAGGGCUGAGAGAGCCGAACAGCAGCGGAUCCGCGCCGAGAAGGAGAGGGAGCGCCAGAACCGGCUGGCGGAGGAGAAGGCCCGGAGGGAGGAGGAAGAUGCCAAGAGGAGAGCCGAGGACGACCUGAAAAAGAAGAAAGCUCUGUCCUCUAUGGGCGCCAACUACAGCAGCUACCUGGCCAAGGCUGACCAGAAGAGAGGCAAGAAGCAGACGGCCCGGGAGAUGAAGAAGAAAGUCCUGGCCGAGAGGCGCAAGCCGCUCAACAUCGACCACCUCAGCGAGGACAAGCUCAGGGACAAGGCCAAGGAGCUGUGGGACACCCUGUACCAACUGGAGACCGACAAGUUCGAGUUUUCCGAGAAGCUGAAACGCCAGAAAUACGACAUCAUGACUGCCCGGGCCAGAGUGGAGAUGCUGGCCAAGUUGUAAGUAGCCGGGUCCACCCAGGCCCAGGCUAGUGGCACGUGGUGCUCGGUGAGCCUCGCGCAUGGCAAAACCCUAGGUCGUAGCGGAUGCUGGCGGCAGAAGGCAUGGAGGCGAUGGAGGCCGCCCCCUCUCCUCCGGCCCUCGCCUGCUCCCCUCUGCCUGAGACCCGGCGGCUCCGAGGCUGGCCUGCCAUCCUUGUUGGCAGACGGAGAAGGGCCUUGCCCUCCCCUCAGCCUCCUCUCUGGGCCGUUAGGAGGA
Molecule: messenger RNA, 1030 nt
Organism: Miniopterus natalensis
Lineage: Eukaryota; Metazoa; Chordata; Mammalia; Chiroptera; Miniopteridae
Source: RefSeq, a predicted model, not a curated record